Molecule: messenger RNA, 4901 nt
Organism: Melanotaenia boesemani (Boeseman's rainbowfish)
Lineage: Eukaryota; Metazoa; Chordata; Actinopteri; Atheriniformes; Melanotaeniidae
Gene: pkn2a
Product: protein kinase N2a
Exons: 23
Coding region: 341-3289 (982 amino acids)
Biological process (GO): protein phosphorylation; signal transduction
Molecular function (GO): ATP binding; protein serine/threonine kinase activity; small GTPase binding
Source: RefSeq, a predicted model, not a curated record
CUCCAGCAGUGGGAGACACCGCAGCUCUCGCGCUCCUCUGGGCGGACACUUCCAUCAUAACCACCGCCUCUUUCUCCAACUGCAGUGGGACAGAUUUAUGCUUCAGCUUUUUACAUAUGAACACCAGUCCACCCCACAGGACUUCGCCGAGACCGCGUACAAGAAGUGUGAAGAGGGAAUGGGAAGUCCCGUGUUCCCGAGAUGACCGAUGGUUUGGUCAAAGUAAUCCCGUGUUUUUGUCGUCAGAGAGGGAAACUUAAAACAAGUCCUGUUUUUGGAGUCCCCCCACCACCACCUCUCCACUCUCCCCGUAGGAUUUGAUUCAAAGGCGAAAACCAAGAUGGCCGCCGAUUCCGUGCAGGGGGAUGCCAGAGGCCAGCUGGUGGCGGAGCGACUCGGUCUGGGGCACAACCUGGACCUGUCGGACACCAUGGUUCAGCAGAAGCUGGAUGAGAUCAAGGAGCAGAUCCGCCGCGAGAUCCGCAAGGAGCUCAAGAUUAAAGAAGGUGCAGAGAACCUGCGCAAGGUCACCACAGACAAGAAGAGCCUGGCGUAUGUUGACAACAUGCUGAAAAAGUCUAACAAGAAGGUUGAGGAGCUUCACCAGGAGCUUCAGGAGCUUAACGCUCACAUUGUGGUCAAAGACCCAGAAGAACUUCUAGAAUGCCCUUUAACCCCGGAUACUCCUAACAGUGAAGCGAGAAUGUGCACUAGCAGCAGCCGCCUGGCAGCCUUAAAACGGCAGAAUGACAUCGAGCUAAAGGUGAAACAGGGAGCAGAGAACAUGAUUCAGAUGUACUCCAACGGGCCCUCCAAGGAUCGUAAGUUACUAGCAACCGCUCAGCAAAUGCUUCAAGACAGCAAGACGAAAAUUGAGUUCAUCAGAAUGCAGAUCCUCAAGGCCAGCCAGGCCAGCGAGCUGAGCUAUGAUAACAAUGAUGUGAUGGAGAAGCCCAUCAUCAGCCCUUUAGACCUGCGGGUGGAGGAGCUGUGUCACCACGCCAGGAUAGAGUCUGCAGUGGCCGAGGGAGCAAAGAAUGUCAUGAAACUCCUGGGAUCUGGAAAAGUCACAGAAAAGAGAGCACAUUCAGAGGCUCAGGCUCGCUUUACUGAGUCCAGUCAAAAACUUGACCUCUUGCGAUUUUCCUUGGAGCAGCGCCUCAGCGAGCUGCCUAAAAACCACCCUCGUAGCAGCAGCAUCAUAGAAGAGUUGUCUCUGCUGUCCUCACCAGCUCUCAGUCCCAGAUCCAGUAUCAUCUCAACACAAAACCAGUACAGCACCGUAACCAAGCCUGCAGCACUCACAGGGACAUUAGAUGUCAGGCUCAUGGGCUGUCAGGACCUUCUGGAAAAUGUCCCGGGUCGUUCCAAAGCUACAUCCAUCCCACUUCCCGGCUGGAGCCCCAGCGAGACGCGCUCGUCCUUUAUUAGCCGAGCUAACCGAAACCGCGGCGUGAGCUCGCGGAACCUAACAAAGAGCGAGGAGGUCUCCAAUGAAAUCAGUGCAGUGCUGAAGUUGGACAACACAGUCGUUGGCCAAACAAGCUGGAGGCCGAUCAGCAACCAGGCCUGGGACCAGAAGUUUACACUGGAACUGGACCGGUCUCGAGAGCUGGAAAUUGCCGUGUACUGGCGUGACUGGCGUUCACUCUGUGCUGUCAAGUUCCUGCGGCUGGAGGACUUCCUGGACAACCAGCGUCAUGGAAUGUGUCUGUACCUGGAGCCACAGGGGAUGCUGUUUGCUGAGGUAACAUUUUUCAACCCGGUCAUUGAGAGAAGACCAAAGCUGCAGAGACAAAAGAAGAUUUUCUCCAAACAACAAGGUAAAACUUUCCUGCGAGCUCCUCAAAUGAACAUCAACAUCGCCACCUGGGGCCGGCUGGUGAGAAGAGCCAUACCGACGGUCAGCACCAACUCCUUCAGCCCUCAGGCAGCCGAGACCGGACCCAGCAGCCUGCCUGGUUCACCCACACCCAGCGGUGACCCGCUGGUGACCAAGUUGGACUUUGACAAAGAACCUACACCAGGACCCAAACACUACCCAGCACCCGAUGACGACAGAAAACCACUGAUGCAGCAUAAGCUGCAAGACAAGGAGGAAGUACAGUGGUGCUCUUACUCGUCUCUGCAGGAUGCGCUCGCAUCGUUCGACUUCCUCAACAAGAGAAACAGCACCGUGCUGAAGCCAGACAUGGACGGAGUGCUGGAGCAGGAGAUCCAACACCCGGACCUGGAGCUCACCACCAUCCACAAAGACACAGAGAUAAGGGAAGAAGAGCAGUUCCACUUCAGUCUCCAAGACUUCAAAUGUGUAGCCGUCCUUGGACGUGGUCACUUUGGAAAGGUGCUCUUAGCAGAAUCUAAAAGCACGGGGGAGAUGUUUGCCAUCAAAGCUUUGAAGAAAGGAGACAUUGUGGCUCGUGAUGAGGUUGACAGUCUGAUGUGCGAGAAGAGGAUUUUUGAGACGGUCAACAGCGUCCGCCAUCCCUUCCUGGUCAACCUGUUUGCGUGCUUCCAGACGCAGGAGCACGUGUGUUUUGUCAUGGAGUACGCAGCUGGAGGCGACCUGAUGAUGCACAUCCACGCCGACGUCUUCUCAGAGCCCAGGGCCGUAUUUUAUGCAGCCUGCGUUGUGUUGGGAUUACAGUAUUUACACGACCAUAAGAUUGUGUACAGAGAUUUGAAGCUGGAUAACCUGCUCCUGGAUACAGAGGGCUACGUAAAGAUCGCUGACUUCGGGCUUUGCAAAGAAGGGAUGGGUUUCAGGGACCGCACGAGCACAUUUUGUGGCACACCGGAGUUUCUGGCUCCGGAGGUUUUAACUGAAACAUCGUACACCCGCGCCGUAGACUGGUGGGGGCUGGGUGUCCUCAUCUUUGAGAUGCUGGUUGGAGAGUCUCCAUUCCCUGGUGAUGAUGAGGAGGAGGUGUUUGACAGCAUCGUCAAUGAUGAGGUCCGCUACCCACGGUUCCUUUCAACCGAGGCCAUCUCCAUCAUGAGGAGGCUUUUGAGAAGGAACCCAGAGCGCCGCCUGGGAGCAGGAGAAAGGGACGCUGAGGAGGUUAAGAAGCAUCUUUUCUUCAGGAACAUGGAUUGGAACGGGUUAUUGGCCAAGAAGGUGAAGCCACCGUUUGUGCCGACCAUCCAGGGCGCCAACGACGUCAGCAACUUCGACGAUGAAUUUACCUCAGAGGCUCCGAUCUUGACCCCUCCCAGGGAACCCCGAAUGCUGAGCUUAGAGGAGCAGAACAUGUUUUCUGACUUCGAUUACAUCGCUGACUGGUGUUAGUUUCAUCUGAAACCUCCAAACAUACACACUGUGAACUAAACACAGCAGAGACUGUAGCUCACAUCCUUUUUUUUUUUUUUAAGAGAUCCUCCCUGCCCAAAAUGUCAAGGAGAAAGUAAACCUGGCUCACCAGGCCUUCAAAACUCUGUGCCAUUGAGAAAAAAAUCCAGAUGAUGCCUCGCGAGGACUCGAGUUAUUCCUUUUAAUUCACACGAUGAGCUUUUUUCCCCCUUGUGUUUUUUUUUAAAGAAAACAAUGAAAUAGUGCUGGAGUGGAGGUAGAGGGACGUCCUCCUGCACAGACUGCCAUCAUUGUCUGACCACUGCGAAUGUUUUACAUAUGAACUCUUAGAAGACGACACCAUCACAAUCAUUUUAUUCAGUGUCACCGUCUUCGUUUUUGUUUGUUUUUUUUGACCUGUACAGAUCAUAUUCAGUCAUAUAUUUUAUUGUUUUUGUUCCCGUGUAAAGCCCUCACUGUAGCUCUGCAGAGAUCAUGUCUGAAACAAAGUGCUCAGUGUCACUGCUGAACAGACAUCCACAAACAUCUUUACUACUGCUGCUGCUUCUCCACUUGAAAACCAAGUUGAUCCGACACUACAUCUUCCUGUCUUCAUAUGAAACUCAUACUCUGCUGCCCUCUGGUGGCUUUGCAGUGUAACGCCAUCCUGCAGCUCUGGCGUUAGUUUCUCAUUUACUUUUCUCUUUUGUUUUUAAUACCUCAGUGAAAUGAACUUAAACUGACAUACACAGUUAUGGAGCUACGGCAGGGCCUUAAGUUUUUCAGCUCUCCAUAUUUAAAACUACCAACAAGUUCAGGUAUAAGUCAAAUCCACAAGUAAAGUUAAUUCUGCAUGUCUGAAAAGACCAAUAAAUAAUACAAGUCUGGAAAGGUGAGUCCGAUAAGACCAGUAAAUUUAUAAGUCAAUCUUACAAGUACACAACAUUUGUCCCUGAACUGACUGGUAUUUUCAGACUUGUUGAAUUAAUCCACACGUGUAGAGCUGAUUUGUCCCUGAACUUAAAACUUGUCCCUAACCUUGCUCUGUACACAGUAACAGCUACAACAACCAAACUCACCCUUUGUGUCGAAGCAGCUCUUCUGGGAACUCACUGACAGACAUGUUCUGCCGACAACAAAAAGGAGAUGGAACUAGUGAGGAGUCUUUUAUUUGGGAUGGGAGGGGGGCAUUCGUCUAUAUGCCAUUAAAAAGUGCUUCCCACAUUUUUGAUAACAUUUUUUAAGCUGAAGCCAGCUGGCUUCUGGUCAGUUUGCAUGUUAUGACAAAAUGUUUCAGACCUGUUAAUAUGGAUCACUAUUGGGGGGGGUGAAUGUCAUAAACAUACUGUAUGUACACAAUUAAGCUGAAAGCACUAAUUUUAUCAAUAGAUUAAGUAUCUACAUUUCUUAAUUAUGAAAAUAGAUUGUAAAAAGGUUUUUUUUUAUUCUUUGCUUGUGCAUGUUGUCAGAACGGACUUAAACUGUUUGGAUGGUACACAAACUACUCAAUUUACAGCUGUUACCAUUCAUCCCGGUGUAAAAACAAAAUGCAUUUUUGCCAUCACUGUUUGUUGCCUAUCAUGAAUGCACAAAUUAAACAUUUGUAAUAGUG